GGCAAAGCCCCCGCGACCAACCCUCCGCUAGCCAACGGGAAGGCAGCUAAUAAAGGGAAGGGAAAGGCGAAAGAUGAUUUGGCGCAAAACGAGAGAGAGGAUGCUAUGGAAGUGGAUGGUGUGCAGGUUGUCGAGCCCCAGCGGACGAAGGCGGAACCACGACCCAAACCGCGACCAGUCGCGAAACCGCCAAACAAGGCUCAGACGCGUCCCUCGCGCGAAAAUGCUACGAAUGAAGCAUUAGAGAGAGAGAAUGCGCGAUUACGCAAGCAGCUGGAAGAGGUCACUUCACAUCGAGAAAGACUUGUGAAGCAGGUGCAGGAAGCGCUGCAAAUACGACAGACGGAGCCAGAACAGAAACUUCAAGAGUGCAUAGUUCAGUACGAUGCGACAAUACGAGCCCAAGAGCAGCUUAUAGAAGAGCAGACGGCUAAGCUGGCUAGAUACGGUGCUGUCUCGCAGUCAAAUCCCGCCGUCCAGUUCCUAAGUAGAGAGGCUGUCAAUGAGGAGAAGAAGAAUCUGGAUGCGAAAACGAAGCAGCUAGAGAACGUCAUCAAGGAGAAGGAUGCGAAGAUUAAUCAGCUCGAGAGAAAAUACCAAGAACUGGAACAGCAGCUCGACUUCGAGAGCAGGAUGCACAAAGAAUAUCAGGCGAAGAACCCGCCAGCGUCGAAGUUAAACGGAGGUCCGCGUGCCGGGCAUACAUCAUCCCCCCCAGACCCGUUACAGGGCGAGGUCACCAAGCUUUACGAAGAUUGUACAAACCUACUCAUCACGAAAGUCACCAGUCUGCCGUCGCCGUAUCCCUCGUGGCCAGACCUCAAGGAGUACACUUUCAACUGUACCUAUACGUACAUUGACGCAACCAAGACGGAAGAAAGCAGUAGCGGCGGGAAUCCCACAUUGCAGUUCAACAUACGCGCAAUGUGGUUUCCCAAGACAGCGUUAGACCCGGACAACCGGCCACAACCGGCGUCACGCGACGAGCUCGAAGCCAAAUGCCAAUAUUGGCCGCUGAACCUCGAGCUGGAGAGCGCCCAGUUCCGGGAGCGACUCGACUUUUUCCGCGAGAGCUUCGUCUUCUCGCGCGACCAGAUGAGUGUGUUCAUCAGGACCCUCGGCGCGCGCCUUGCCGCUACCCAAUCCAACGAGGACGAGGAGGAGAUCGACCAGAUCAUCGAUGAGUAG
This is a messenger RNA of Phanerochaete carnosa HHB-10118-sp, 1188 nucleotides long. RefSeq lists its product as uncharacterized. The coding region runs from base 106 to 1188 and encodes 360 amino acids. The record is from RefSeq and is a predicted model, not a curated record. Gene Ontology annotation, biological process: meiotic sister chromatid segregation; homologous chromosome segregation; attachment of mitotic spindle microtubules to kinetochore. Lineage: Eukaryota; Fungi; Basidiomycota; Agaricomycetes; Polyporales; Phanerochaetaceae. Gene Ontology annotation, cellular component: mitotic spindle; monopolin complex; chromosome, centromeric core domain. The transcript is spliced from 5 exons. Gene Ontology annotation, molecular function: microtubule site clamp.